AUGAUGAACGUGGAGCCCCAUAAUACCAUCCUUCAGGGCAACAGUAAACGUAGAACGAGCAACGCGGGACUAUCGGCGAACUUGACGGGGGUGCCUCAAUUUUCGGACAAUGACAGCGUACUUGAUACAUCAGGCUUUACGUUCCCAGUGCCAGAAGCAUCGGUGGUUGGUGGAGGAAGAGGCCCUCGUUCUGGUAGUAUUGCGGAUACGGCAAAUACUGCAGGGAGUACGUUGCUGGAUUAUUAUAAGUUAUCUACAUUGGCCAAAUUGGAGGAACGGUUCUUUAUGUUCCUUCUCAAUUUGCAAAUUAAGGAAGAAGCUACCUCUCGAAAAGAUUUUUUUUUGGCACUUGUAACCAACAUGUACAUCAUGUGGGUAACAUUGUUUGUGGGAUUUUUCUCCGACUACAACUAUGGAGAGUAUGGUGUUUGGAUUGCUCAAGCUCUCAAUUAUCCAAUCACCUUUGGAUUUCAUCAUUUGCCCUACACAGCAGCCUUGAUCAUUGCUUGCAUACUAUUCUCUGUGCUCAUGGUUGGAGUUUUGAAUUUACUAUUAGCCUAUCGAUCAGUAUAUACCAUGAGCAAACAUUGGCCCAAAAUUAAGGUGAUUACACGAAUAUUGUUAGGAGUUGUUUGCUAUUUAUCCAUGCCUUUUCUUUGGUUAUUUCUUGGCUUUCUUGAUUGCUCAUACCAAUCUAGUGUGAUGCUUCCCUCUCAUUCCACAGAAGUUCAAGUAUUGUAUCGAUUUCCUGACGUUGCAUGUUAUGGCACCACAAAUAUUGCCAUGAUGGUCAUUUCAAUUAUUUCAGUUGUUACUAUUUUUUGUAUGGUUUUUCUGGGAAUGUACACGUUAAACAAUUCCAAUCCGAGAAGCUCCCUCCCUUUCUUAUCAUUUAAUCAGCACGGACAUUACCUUAAUCUAUUAUCUCUCAAUGUUUUAUUUCUAAUCAUGAACUUGGUUUCACAUAAUUACAUGAUAGCCCCUGCUCUACUGUAUUUGUUAUGUAGAGUUGGCUUGGCAUUAUUGUUUGCCUAUAGACUUCCAUUUUACAAAAGAUGGGAAAAUGCCCUGUAUUUCGGAUUCGAAAUGGCCACAGUUGGAGUUGGAAUAUGUGGAAUUAUUUCUCUGUAUGUCAAUUCCUUUGAUGAAUGGGGAUUCGGGCUUGGUCUGCUAGGAAUGACUUUUGGAACAUCAAUUUGCUUUUUUAUUAUUGGUUGGGUUGUUUUAGAAAUUUACACAAGAUACAUCUUAAGAGAUAUUCGAACUGUCUUUUAUGAUCAGUUGGAGUAUGGACUUAAUCAAUUGAAUAACGAUGCUGAUGUUGUGAAUACAAAAACCGUGCUUGAAAAGGAAUCGAUCAAAAUUUUGCAAAUCAUAGAUGAAACCAAUCGAAAUCGAAGGUUAUAUCAUUUCUUAAAGUUUUCUGUCAAACAACAAGCUCAGGAAGAUGAAGUUAUCGGAUCUAUUAGAGACUUGGAUAUGGUAACUUGUUUUUUAAAAGGUGUAUCUACCCAAAAGUCGUAUCAAAAUGUUGAAUUAUUAAUUAUGGCUGCAGUGGUAACGGGGUCGUUUUUAGGUAUGGACAUCAAUAGUAACACCAAAUCAUUAGCCCUGUUAAGAAAAGCAAAAAAAGGUCAUCCAUCACUUCUACAGAGAUUUGAAAUUGCUGAAAGAACAAAGGAGGUGGAAGCAAAUUCAGAUAAUGAGAGAGGACUUUUGGAGAUUAAGCACAUUCUGCAUACACUAGAGAAGAAGGAGUUUACACUUCAAACACUACACAAAGCAUUUUGGAAAAACUUGCUUAAUGAAUCAGUAUCAAUUGGGAAAAUACUCUCGAUUAAUAAGCAAAUAACAUCCCUAACAGAGGAGUGUAAAGUUACGCUCAACGGUUUGAUGGCGAAUUAUGGCAAUAACAAGACAGUGUUGCGUAGAAACGCAAAGUUUUUACAAAGCUUCUUGUUUGAAAAAGAGCGAGCAGAUGAGCUUUACGAAGAGGCUGCUGCUAUCGAAGAAGAGGAGAGCAAAAAGUAUUCUAGUUCACGUAGAAAGUCUAAGGCCGGAAGAUAUCAAAACAAAGUAUUACCAAACGAAGGAAUCAAUUCUGCAGCAAUAAGGAAUAACAAUUACGAAGAAAUGAGUUAUGUAGGAGAUUUGGCAAGCAAUUAUGGGCGAUACAAUAAUAAUCGAGCAUUAGAUGAAGAAAGUAAUUUUGAUGGAAUUGAAAAUGUUAAUGAUGGACUUCAAAAGAAAGAGGUCCAAUUUAGAAAUGCUCUCAAUAGACAAACUUCGCACUCGAGUCUCUUAGUAUUUUUUUUAGCUCUUUCAUUGCUUUCUAUUGUAGUCGUUUCCAUUGGAUUUGGACUAAGUAUCUCCUUUGCUCAAAUAAUGACAUCUUCAAUUGACUUGAGUUAUGAUAUUUGCAUUCCAACUGCUUUGCCAAGACUGUUUCUUAGAGAAAUUCGAACCCAACAAAAUUUUUUACAUCUCUUUCCUCAAUAUUCACAUGAAAUAAGGUCUACAGGUUUGCCAAACGUCAAUAGCACCGAGGAAUUUCACAAAUCACACGUACACAGAAUGAGAAAGUAUAGUAAUGUGCUCGGUAAUUUGAAAUUAAUAGCAGCAACCAGAUUCAGUGAAUCAUUAAUUCAAGAUUUCACUAACACAGAUUAUUAUUUAUUUACACCAGUGAUCUACAAUGAUAACAAUUCAACAAAUCCACAAGAAUACGUACAGUACAGGAAAUCUUCGAUUUCAGAAAUUACAGAUCAACUUAUAUUUUACACACAAAACUUUUUAACAUAUACAAUUCAUGAUUACAAUAGAACUACUGAUUCUGCUGAUUUUCUGUUCUAUUGGUCAAAUAGAAUCAAUCAAAGUGCAGCAUACGAUGCAUAUUGCUCGCAAUUUAGCAAUAGGAAUCAAGUUAUUGUGAAUACCAGUAGUAAUCAAUUUUUAGCUUUCUAUGCAACUGCCAUUUCUAUAUACGUCACAUGUUCUGUAAUUGUUGUGGUGAUUUCGCUUAUUCAUCUGAAAAGUCUAAGGUCCACCAUCAAAUUUUUGACUAAGAAUCUCCCUCACGAUGUGGCCGGAAAAAUAUUUUCGCAACUUGAAAAAAAGAGUGAUGAAGAAAUUGAUGUGAAAGAAAUGUCUUUCAUUUCUAAACCUGAAACAUCCAUAGUCAUUGCUGUUCUUAUUACUAUUGCUGUCACAGUAUUAUGCAUAACAUUGAUGUUUGCUGAAAUGAAUCUGAACUCAUCCGCUUCUGAGACUGCCAUUCGUCAUAUAACAUAUGGUGUGCAUAUUUUGAGAACUGCAAACAAUAUUGCAUUUAGAUUGUCAGAAAUGUUUUCCUUUUUGAGAUAUCCAUACAAGUUUUAUCUUAAUGAUGAUAGGUUGAUGACAAAAAAAGAGCUAGACGAUUUUCAUGUACAACACAAAGAAUUGACUGGCAUUAUUGCAGAUGCAUGGAAUGAAUUAUAUUACAGAAAUGCAUUUCGCAUGUAUGACGAACUUGCUGCUAUUUUAGUACCUAGUAAUUGCACCUAUCCGAAUAUAACCACUCAAUAUUCAUGUUUACCAAUGAGUGAUCUAAUUGUAAAGCUGAUCAGUUCAGCUAACAGAUUUGGAGAGGACCUCUAUUACAGUAACUAUCAAUUAAUUGACUUAUUCACAGGACUCUUGAAACAUUAUGAAAUGACAUCUGUACUCAUGGAUCGUAUGGUGACCCUCUUUUCCUUGUACACCAAACUCUCUUCACGACCAAGUUUUUCUAUUACCAUUACAUUCUCUCUCUUUGGAUACCUAUCUGUACUUGGAAUGACUUAUUUUGCAUACUCAUUGCUUACAGAUUUUUGGAGGCAGAAACAACAACUACGAAUUAUGCUUAAUUAUGUUCCCGUUGACGAUUUAGAAGAAAAUGAAGAACUUAAAAACUUUGCCCUUUUUGACGAGUUGCCCAGUCAGCUCAAAUUUUCGCGUGCAAAAACCGAUGACAAAGGCGAUGGUAAAAUUCGAUCGAUUCUGAAUUCUGCUGUUGACGGAGCAAUUUUAUGUAAUCACAAGGGAGACAUUGAGCUAUUUAAUCCAACAGCUCAAAACAUGUUUGGAAUGAAUAACAGCGAUGUGUUAGGUCAACCUUUAUUGAAAUUAUUUGAUCCUUCCGACACUGAAAAUUAUCAAAAACUUAGCCAAAUUAUUCAGAAAACCAUUACAAAUGCUCAACCAAUGGGAGAAACUUUGGAGAUAGGAUGUCUAAGAAAAAACCAAAGCAAAUUUCCGGCAAAAGUUAAUAUUGUGGCGAGCAUUUAUAACAAAAAGCCGCUUAUAAGCUGUUUCAUCAGAGAUUUCACACCAGAGAAGAAGCAAAAUCUGCUUUUGGCAGAGGAAAAGAAAAAAUCUGAAACGCUGCUGCUUAACAUCAUGCCUGAAGCAGUAGCUUCGAGAUUGAAAAGUGGAGAGACAUUUAUUGCAGAAAAAUUUAAUGACGUCACAGUAUUCUUUUCAGAUAUGGUUGGAUUUACUAGAAUCAGCUCUGGAAUGAAUCCCUCUGAAUUGGUGUACAUGCUAAAUACAAUCGUCAAUGGAUUUGAUUUGUUAACAGAAAAGUAUACACUUGAGAAGAUUAAAACUAUUGGAGAUGCCUAUUUUUGUGUGGGAGGAAUUAAUGGAAAUACUCAAAGCGAUCAUCCCGAUCGAACAUUGAAAUUUGCGAUUGAAACUAUGGCUGUCAUUCGAGAUUACAAUUUAAAUGGAAAAACUAACGUCAAUAUACGAGUAGGGAUCCAUACUGGACCUGUCAUUGCUGGCGUUAUUGGAAUUAAAAAAUUUGCGUAUGAUUUAUGGGGGGAUACAAUCAAUACUGCGAGUAGAAUGGAAAGUACCGGUAUUCCUGGAAGAAUUCAAAUCUCUCGUCAAACAUAUGAGAGAGUGCAUGAUUUAGGAUUUCAAUUUGAGGAGCGCAAGAUUGAUGUGAAAGGUAAAGGGUUGUGUCAAACCUAUCUCCUUAAACCAAAACAUCAUGUCAAUCCUCUUGAUAUGCAAUACGAUGAUGCUACACCAACCUUGAUAUCAAGUUCUAGCUUUGGUGAGAUGCCACCUCCUUCCUCCUCACCAACACAUGCUGCUUCCUCAUCCUCACCAACGAACCAAGCCCAAUUGCAACCAGCUGCUUCAUUUACAUCUGAAAAUGUAACUACGAACCAGGUCACUGAAACAACGACAAACAACGGUACAUUGGAACAACGCCCUUUGAGACCACUGAAGAGAAUACUACGACAAGACGUGAAUAAUGAAUCCAGGAGUGCACUAGGAUUCCUAAGCGAGAACAAGUCUCUCACAUCCCUUGAUGAAUCAGUGACACUCCCAAGUUCGUCCACCGAUCAGAAAAAUUAG
Messenger RNA from Naegleria fowleri, 5391 nucleotides. RefSeq lists its product as uncharacterized. Lineage: Eukaryota; Heterolobosea; Eutetramitea; Acrasida; Naegleriidae. Gene Ontology annotation, biological process: intracellular signal transduction; receptor guanylyl cyclase signaling pathway; cGMP biosynthetic process. The record is from RefSeq and is a predicted model, not a curated record. Gene Ontology annotation, molecular function: peptide receptor activity; guanylate cyclase activity. The transcript has 10 exons. Bases 1 to 5391 code for a protein of 1796 amino acids.